UGUUCUUAACUGACUAGUUAAAUUAAAAAAUAUAUGUUUAAAUGGUUCAAAUCGGCGACCAAUCAGCCUGUUGCAAGUGCUUAGCAAACUUCUGGGGAAAAGUUGGGUUUGAUCAAGUUAUUUUACAGAAAACAAAGGGCACUCAACAUGCUUGGCACUGACAUAAAUUACUGAUGAUUGGCUGAAAGAAAUUGAUAGUAAGAAGAUUGUGAGUUGUUUUGUUAGACUUCAGUGGAUUUGCAUCCUCUGCCUGUAUUAUGGAUUGAGUUACCCAUCUAAUAGAACAGAGAGGCUUUUUGUUAAUGGAAUCCUCUCUCUCUUCGUUAAUGGAAGCCUCUGCAAAUUCAGUGUGGUGUACCGCAGGGCAGCCGGCUAGGGACAUUAUUGUUUUCUGUUUUUACAAAUGAUCUUCCACUGACCUUGAAUAAAGCCUGUGUGUCUGUACGCUGACGACUCAACAGUAUACAUGUCGCCUGUAACAGUAAAAUAAAUAAGACACUUAACAUAUAGUUCCAGUCAGUUAUAGAAUGGGUAUCUAGCAAUAGGCUGGUGCUAAAUAUCUCAAAAACUAAAAGCAUAGUUUUUGGGACAAAUCACUCGCUCAACACUAAACCUCAUCUGGAUCUAUUAUUGAAUAUUGUGGCUAUUGAGCAAGUUGAGGAGACUAAACUGCUGGGUCUAACCCUAGAUAGCAAGCUAUCAUGGUCAAAAGAUAUGUGCACAGUUAUAGAAACAAUUUCCUCUUAGUUUCUAAAAUCACAUCCCUCUCAACAAAACACUCAUUUUUCAUAUAGCAUGCACAACGCAGAGGAUGGAAAGUUUGUACAUGUCGUAUGUAUACUUUCCAAGUUACAGUGUUUCCUUUAUAAUAUUUUUAAUGACAUCACAAAAUAACAACCAAACCGAAAUUAGUGUUCUUUUAGGUCGCCUCUGACAAUUCCCCACAUUCUAUGUUAGAAAUAUUGUUCUAGUAGUUGCUUUUGAACGUGUUAGACUUUUGGCCCGAAAAGUCUUCUUAAAACAAAGUACAUUCCUUGAGGUAAUUUAGAGAAAGAUUUCUGAAUGUUUUAUUUAUUGUUAUUUAUUGCAAAGCUGAUCUGACCUAUUUGGAUCCUCACAGGACAGUCAUGACAUAGGCUAUGUGUCACGUUUUAAAUGUAUGUAUUUCAGUCCUUGACUAAUAAUGUUCUGCACUAUGUAUUGUUUCAUGAGGACCCCAGGAAGAGUAGUUAAUGCUUUUGCAGCGGCUAAUGGAGAUCCUAAUAAAUACCAAACAAAGUAGAGUUCUUCACGGGUUCGGGUGGACCCGAUAUACCCGAGACCCGACCCGGGCCUGAACAGGUUCGGGUGGACCCGAUAUACCCGAGACCCGACCCGGGCCUGAACAGGUUCGGGUUUGAAAUAACAAAGCUUUCUGGGCCAGUGCAUGGAGAACCUGCUGUUGGACCAGGACUUCUGGUUGAGUUCUCUGGACCAGGAGUACUUUGCAAUAGAGAUCUCUAUCCAAGAGGAGACUCUCAACCUCAUGUACAAAGGCAUCCUCAUGCAAGAGGGUUCCUUGUUCGCCAGCUGCAGCUCCACCCAGAUGUUCGACAGCUCCACCUCUGGUAGAGACCUCUACCUGGAGCAGGGGGACAUCGCCCUGUUUGAGCCCCCGUUCCUGGGCUCGGGGUGGACCGUACUCUCCCUGGGGGAUGGAGCCCGGGGGACCAAACCCAAACCAGCCCUGGAGCCCGUCAUCCCCUUCCACCAAUGGUUCCUCAAAUCAUGUGGGGAGAACAUCUUAGUUGGCAGUGGCAAGCCAGCAUGUGAUUUCCCCUGCCAGUUUGCCACUGGCUCCUGCGUGGCCACUGUUGAGUAUGACGCCGGUGGGCCAGACGAGCUAAGCCUGGAGCAGGGUGAUCGCAUCAUCAUUGUGGGCCUGUUGGUGUCGUGCUUCGAGUGGUUCACUGGCAGACUGGAGAGGACAGGAGAAGUGGGAUUGGUGAUGACAACACUGGUCAGACCGGCCGAUAGCCUUUGUGAGGCGUCUGACAUUUUCCUAGAGAAAGAAGAGAGGUUGUUUUUCAACCUGAAAGAAGAUCAGAUUAAAGAGGAGACAAUCGCCUUGCUGAAAAAAAUCAACCAGAAUGAUGUUGGACACGUCUACAAACUUGAUCUGAUUGCUCAACCGGAUUCUCCAAAUGAACCAACUCAAAGGAGGGAUGGUUCCCAAGGCAACAUGGACGCUCACCAACAAGCAGAACUGAGGAGGAAGAUUGAAGAGAUUCUGCUAAAAGGGAAGAUGAAAUCGAAGGUGCCUCAUGCAACUGUGACGACAAACGGAACUCUGGAGGACCACAGUGAGACCUCUAAGACUACGUUACCCAGCGGGCCUCACUUCACCAUCCAACCAGUUGAGGAAGGCACCACCACCAACCAGGAGAAAUUCCUUCCUCUUCUAUCCUUCCUGGGUGGCAGCAACUACAAGCCAGAGUUUGGCGCCCUCUAUGGCCAAACUCCAGAACGGCUCCUCGCCACUUUCACUGGCCACUCAGACGACGUUGACAAAUUGGUGGCGUAUCUAGGUGUUGCCAGGGAAACUGCCAGGAAGAAGCGUCUCCAUUGGUCCCAGAGCCGCCUCUGUUUCCUUUUGGGGAAGCUCUGCGCAGGACGAUCAAAAUUUUCCCAGGCUCGAGUCUACUUCGAGGAGGCCCUUAGCGUCCCUCGAGGCGGCUUCACGGACAUGCUAAUGCUAGCUAGUAUCUACGCUAAUUUAGCGGUGAUCUAUCUCAUGCAGAAAAAUACAGAAAAAUACUUGGCUCUGUCGGAGCGGAUCGCUGCGCUGCUAAUGGGCAUCCCUUACUGCGUCUCGACAGUGGAGAAAGACUCAGAAGUUCUGAAGUUUAUCCUGAAGAAGGCGGUGCUUAGUCACAACAAGAUGGCAGAAGCCAGAGCAUGCUUCCUUUUGGCCAAGCUCCACUGGAGGCGAGGUGAGGCGGCGGACACCGUUCCCUUCCUGGAGAGGCUUCUGGUUCUCUUGGCGGAGCCCCCUGGUGUCCGGAGCGUCGCACCCAGCCAUGGCUACCUCAGCCUGGGGAGGCUGUACAGCCAGCUCUCCCUCCCCCACCUCUGUGUCAGCUCGGCCAGGAGAGCCACGAUGCAUCCGUCUGCUAGGCUAGCCGAUUGUCUGAAUGGAACGGGGCUGGUUCUGGAGAACACAGACAGACUCUAUGGGAUCCGGAAGCAGGACGUUGCCAUUCCGGCUCAAGUGGCUCCAUAUCUCAGCCGGUCGCUCUCCUUCACUGGGCGAUUAGAUGGAGUCGGUGGCACUGGUGACCAAGCUCUAAGCCAGGCUCUAACACUCUGCCUAUCCCAGCUGUUUCAGGUACAUGGGAUGCUAGGUCACGCCGUACGCUCCAUGCACACUCUCAUAGACCAUCAUCGUGCGCCGUCAUCAUCAUCGGGCACCACUAGCAUUCCUGAACGAAACAUCGCCCUUGUGUGGCUAGCAUGGCUCCACAUCUGUAACAGACAACCAGAGGUAUCUCUAGACGUCCUCGACUCAGUGCUGGCCUCCAUGCCAGAACAUUGCACUACCCCACAGGAAGGACUGGUCCACAACAUGAGGGGUGUAGCCUUGCGAAGCAUGGGGGACCUGAGGAGGGCAGCAGAGAGCUACCAGACGGCCAUUGAUGUGUGUGAGGAGUUUGAGGACAGGGCUAACUGGGCAGUAGCAGAAGCUAACCUGGGGUUAUUGUGUCUGAAGGCUGGGGCUAAGAGGUUAGCGGAGCAGCAUCUAACAGAAGCUGUUGAGAUGUUGUCAGCGCUGGAGGGACAAGAACAUGAGGUGAACUUUACCACAGUGCUGUUGGAGCUGGGACAGUACUAUGUGAACCAGAGACACCUGGACAGAGGAAAGAUCUACUAUGAAUGGGCUCUACUCAUGGCUAUCAAGUCCAACCACUCAGACAGUCAGUUGAGCGUGACGCGACGCUUGUGCCACCUUUACAGAGCAGUGUGUCCGGAUGAGGCCCAGUGCAUCAUCUACAACGAACAUCAGCUGGCCCUGCUGGUGACCCGGGGAGACAGGAGACAGGAGGGGGAGGUGUUGGAGACCAUCAGCCAGCUAUACCUUAGUCUGGGGACAGAGAGGGCUAGGCGGUCUGCUCUAGACUACACCAAGCGUAGCCUGGGUAUCUUCAUAGACCUGGGCCGGAGGGAGAAGGAGGCUUACGCCUGGUUACAGGCUGGGAAGAUAUACCACCUGCUGGGCCAGACUGAACUGGUGGACCUUUAUUUACAGGUGGCCCAAGAUGUGGGUGUGAGUACGGGAGACACACACUUCAUCCUACAGCUGCUGGAGGCGGCAGGGGACGUCUUCUUCAACAGCUCAACGGAGAGAGAGAAGGCUGUCUGCUUCUAUGAGGACCGUGCCCUGCCCAUCGCGGUGAAAACCAGCAGUACAGAGGUCAGACUGAGACUGUCUAACAAGCUGGUGGAGCUGCUGCUGCAGAUGAAGCUGUAUGGAGAGGCUGUUGAGUACGCCCAGACCGCCCUGGACAUCAGUGUUAAACUGGGAAACGGUCUGAACGAGCGUGUGGCGUUCCACCGCCUGGCUACUUUGUACCACUGUCUGGGUCAGUUUGAGCUGGCUGAACACUACUACCUGAAGGCCCUCUCCCUCUGCCCCACGCCCCUGGAGUUUGAUGAGGAAACCCUGUACUAUGUCAGGGUGUAUCGGACGCUGGGGGACAUUAUAUUCUAUGACCUGAAGGACCCGUAUGACGCCGCAGGUUACUACCACCUAGCACUUGCUGCAGCCAUGGACAUCGGCAACAAGAAGUCCCAACUCCAGCUCUGCACCCGAUUGGCUACCAUCUACCACAACUUCCUGGUUGAUCGGGAACUGUCCCUCUUCUUCUACCAGAAAGCACGAGCGUUCGCCUCCGACCUCAAUGUACGACGCAUCAACCUCUCGCCAGACCAGAUCUUCAGCAGUAUGUCACAGUACAAGAUGAACAGGGUGAACAUCCAGGAACCAAGAAAUAAGUCACCGUCAAACGGCCAUCUUGGUUUGAAGUUAGUGAGAAGAGGGGAGAGAUUAUAGCCUGGACCCAGAUCUGUUUGUGCUCUUACCAACUCCAAUGCUCAUUGUCAAGCAAAACAUGACAGUGAGUGACAAGGAGUUGCAAUGAUAGCACAAACAGACUGGCACUCAGGCUAGAGAGGUUAUGGGUGUUGGAGGAGAUUGUGCCAAGUGGGCGUUGUAGGCCUUCGUUCGGUUUAAAUAUGUAAUUCUGACAUUUUGAACUGCUGAGAUGUGUUAAUGUGAUUUUGCCAAUCAGUGUUCUGUGCCUUACUGAACAAUAUCACUUUGAAUAGAAUCAUACAGCAAUGACUGAAUAUCUAUAAUUGUCUUCAGUUGAUGACCUGAAACGAGUUAAGUCAUGGUGAAAGUAAUGAAUCAUGAAAGAUAUCUCUAAUAAAAAGUCAGAGAAGAUAAUGGAGAAGGUCCAGCUGUUGCAGGUUAUAGUGGAGUCUGGAGUGAAUUGCUCUGUGAGAGUGAAGACCACUUGGACUGCGCGGCUGGGCCCAUAUCCACAAAGUGUCUCAUAGUAGGAGUGCUGAUCUAGGAUCUGUCCAUACAGUCGUAUUUAUUCUCAUCCAAAUGGCAAAACUGAUCCUAAGUCAGCACUCUGAUAAGCCGUCAAUGCCUUUUUUUGUAUAAUUAGCUCGUUUUCCAUCCAAUCGGCGCACAGAUUUUCAUGCGAAUAUUCAACAAUCCGCAUAAAGACAAUAUGCGCAUUUUCCCAUCAGUGGUGUUUCCACCCAACGGACUUGUUGUAGAUAAAAAUCAAUGUGUGAUGACGUAGUGCACACAAAAUGUACUUUUUCGCUUAGGUUUUCAUGUAAUGAAUAAAAAUCUAAAGAGUCAA
Molecule: messenger RNA, 5918 nt
Organism: Salvelinus sp. IW2-2015
Lineage: Eukaryota; Metazoa; Chordata; Actinopteri; Salmoniformes; Salmonidae
Product: SH3 domain and tetratricopeptide repeat-containing protein 1
Molecular function (GO): protein binding
Source: RefSeq, a predicted model, not a curated record